Arachis duranensis is the source of this 837-nucleotide messenger RNA. Its product is annotated as small ubiquitin-related modifier 2-like. The record is from RefSeq and is a predicted model, not a curated record. The transcript has 4 exons. Gene Ontology annotation, biological process: protein sumoylation. Gene Ontology annotation, cellular component: nucleus. The coding region runs from base 234 to 599 and encodes 121 amino acids. Gene Ontology annotation, molecular function: ubiquitin-like protein ligase binding; protein tag activity. NCBI's taxonomy places the organism in Eukaryota, Viridiplantae, Streptophyta, Magnoliopsida, Fabales, Fabaceae.
UUAUCGAGUUGCAUAGUUCCUUGAACUUUCAUCUGUUGAAAAAGUAAGCAUGGUGGAAAAAGCGUGAUGUGCAUGUGCAAACUAAUUAUACAAAAUUUUCCAGAUAUAACUAUACAGGUUUCAAGACACUCUCACUCCUGUUUUGGAAAUUUAACAACUGGCUUCAACAAAAAUCGUACUAAGAGAACCACUACAGUCCUUUCAACACAGAGCUAGGGAUCGGACAUCGCAAGAUGAGUGUGUCUACAAGCAGUGGAGGCAUUAAGAGGAAGGGUUCGGACGAAGGGGAAGGAGGCAUUAAGAGAAAGGCCUUAGACGAAGGGAAAGGGACUCAAGACAGGCAAUAUGUCGAAAUUUGCAUCACAGACCAGAAUGAUCGCAGGAUGUACUUCAAGGUGAACCCUGUCAAGCCAUUGUCUUUAACAUUCCAAAUUUACUGUGAGAGGUGUCAUUUGGAAUAUUCGACGUUGCAAUUCUUAUAUAAUGGUUGUCGUGUUCAUGGGAAAUAUACGCCAAAAAAGCUCAAGAUGAAAAAUGGAGAUGAGAUCUUAGCUGUUAAACAUGUGGAUGGAGGUGGUGUUGCAGCACUUAGCUUUUAGGAUGCCAUUGAUAUGAUUCUGUAGUGGACAUAUUAUUAGGAUAAUAUAUUUUAUUGUUGGACUAUAAUUAAAUUAUCAUGAACUAACUUGUUUACUUUUUAUAUCUUGUGAAAUAUGAUUAUAGCAAGUGCAGGCACUUUAAAACUUUGCAAGUCAAUUGAUGAAUGCUUAAGUUAAUUACUCAAUGUGCUUAUAUUGUUCUGGCAUUCAUGAGUUAGGAUUCUGAAAUUGUGUAUGC